Molecule: messenger RNA, 4028 nt
Organism: Fundulus heteroclitus (mummichog)
Lineage: Eukaryota; Metazoa; Chordata; Actinopteri; Cyprinodontiformes; Fundulidae
Product: zinc finger protein 26-like
Exons: 3
Coding region: 575-2734 (719 amino acids)
Source: RefSeq, a predicted model, not a curated record
GGAGAGACAGCAAUUAAUUCUACAUUCAAGUAAAGUAAAACUUAAAUUAGAUUGAUUUGAAUUAUUUAGAAGGGAUUCAGAAAGUAACAUUUACAGGAUAAUAUUUCGAUAUCUAAAAAUAACACAAUUGUAUAACAGAAUUUAGGUUCUGGUCCACACUCCAUAGCAGUAGGUGGCGGUAAUGCUGACCAAACGUUUCUCGUCAACUGCUAAUAGAAAACAAACAAACAAAGGAGUAAAAUAAGAACGUAGACCUGUCUUGUGAGGCCUUAAGCUGCCAACCAGAGAACUGGAAGCGACAGCCUGCGAGGGAGCAGUUAGCAUCAGAGCUAACUGAGAAGCUAACGGCCAGAGAAGUUUCCUGUUAGAGGAAAAGGGAAAAAGUGACUUCUCAUUGAGAACACUGGACACUUAUUGGACUCUGGGCUGUUUGGAGGCUUUUCUCCGAGGAACUAAAGCGAGUCUGACGAUAUUUCACAGCCUGUUGUUCUCUUGGAAGGUUCUUGCUGAUCAAUCUGCCAGUGGCCAAGAGAGGAACUUCAUUAUUAACCUGAAGGAACCAAACACCAAAGACAUGAAAGAGGAAGAACCAGAACCUCAAGGAUUUAAAGAAGAACAGCUUGGACUGUGUAUCUUUCCAGAUGAAAAGCAACGUGUUAAGCAGGAGACAGAUACCUUUGUAGGGUUUUCUGCUUGUGACAAACUAUUUCAAGUUGAACCUGAACUGCAACAGAUGAACGUGACAAAGGAGGAACCAGAACCUGUAGAGAUUAAAGAGGAACAUGGGGAUCUCUGGAGUAAUGAGGAUGAGGAGCAGCUUGUAGUGAAGCAGGAGGCUGGCACCUUAGAGGUGACUCCUCUAGAUUUAAAACAUGACACAAAUGAACCAGAAGAGAAAAUUAACCAACUUCUCAAUGCAGACUCCCCUGAAGGUGAGAAGCAACAUCAGCAGGAUAAUAAUCAAGAAGAGUCAGGAUCAAACAGAGAUGAAGAGCUAAAGAGUAAAAAGAGACGUGAGAAAACCAAAAAUCACAGUGAUGGUUCAAAACUAAAAAGACAUAAAACCAAUAAACCUUGUGAAGUAUGUGGUAAAUGUUACACUAAAUGUAGAUGUUUGACUAAUCAAAUUAGGAAAAAAAGAGAGAAAUCUUUCCUGUGUGCGCUUUGUGGAAAAGGUUUCCCCGGUCAAAGUCAUUUGAAUAUCCACAUGAGAGCCCACACAGGGGAGAAGCCUUUCUCUUGUCCAACUUGUACAAAAGGGUUUUCCACUAAAAGUAACUUGAAUAUUCACAUAAGAACUCAUACAGGCGAGAAACCGUAUGCAUGUGAAACGUGUGAUAAAUCUUUCAGCUGUAGUAGUGGUCUGGCUUCUCAUAUGAGAACGCACACAGGUGAGAAGCCUUUCUCUUGUCCAACUUGUGCAAAAGGGUUUUCCAGUAAAGGUGGCCUGGGUACGCACAUAAGAACUCAUACGGGUGGCAUGCCAUUCGCUUGUGAAAUGUGUGAUAAAUCUUUCAGCGUUUGUAAUUCCUUAGCUGUUUACAUCAGAAAUCAUACAGGUGAGACAUUUUCUUGUCCAACUUGUACCAAAGGUUUUUCCUCUAAAGGUAACCUGAGUACGCACAUAAGAAUUCAUACGGGUGAGAAGCCUUAUCACUGUAAAGUGUGUGAUCAAUCUUUCAUCAGUGGUAGUCAUUUAGGUCGUCACAUGAGAACACACACAGGGGAGAAACCUUUUUCCUGUCCUACUUGUGCAAAAGGGUUUUCUCAAAAAGGUCACCUGUGUAAGCACAUAGGAACUCAUACAGGUGAGAAGACAUUUUCUUGUCCAACUUGUACCAAAGGUUUUUCCUCUAAAAGUAACCUGAGUAAGCACAUAAGAACUCACACAGGAGAGAAGCCGUACGCUUGUGAAAUGUGUGAUAAAUCUUUCAGCUGUGGUAGUUAUUUAGCUUAUCACAUGAGAACACACACAGGGGAGAAACCUUUUUCAUGUCCUACUUGUGCAAAAGGGUUUUAUCAAAAAGAUCACCUGAGUAGGCACAUAAGAACUCAUACGGGUGAGAAGCCUUAUCAUUGUAAAGUGUGCGAUAAAUCUUUCAUCUGUGGUAGUUAUUUAGCUGUUCACAUGAAAACGCACACUGGUGAGAAGCCUUUUUAUUGUCCAACUUGUGCACAAGGGUUUGCCAGUAAAAGUAACCUAAAUCAACACAUAAGAACUCAUACGGGCGAGAAGCCCUAUGUUUGUGAAAUGUGUGAUAAAUCUUUCAUCAGUGGUAGUUAUUUAGCUCGUCACAUGAGAACUCAUACAGGCGAGAAGCCUUAUCAUUGUAAAGUGUGUAAUAAAUCUUUUACUUCCUCUAGUAGUAGGAUUGUACAUAUGAGAACUCAUACAGGCGAGAAGCCUUAUCAUUGUAAGGUGUGCGGUAAAUCUUUCAGCUGUGGUAGUUACUUAGUUGUUCACAUGAAAACGCACACUGGUGAGAAGCCUUUUUAUUGUCCGACUUGUGCACAAGGGUUUGCCAGUAAAAGUAACCUAAAUCAACACAUAAGAACUCAUACGGACAGAAAGCCUCAACAUUGUAAAAUGUGUGAUAAAUCCUUCAUCGGUGGUAGUUCUUUGGCUCGUCACAUUAGAACUCAUACAGGGGAGAAGCCUUAUCAUUGUAAAGUGUGUGAUAAAUCUUUUACUUCCUCUUAUAGUAGGAUUAGACAUAUGAGAACUCACAGGUGAGAAGCUGUAUGCUUCUAAAGCGUGUGCUAAGCCUUUCAGAAACAGUUGUCAUCUGGACGAUCACAUGCUAACCCAUAGGUGAGAAGCCUUUCUUGUGUCUUGAGUGUAGAAAAUGUUUCUUCAAGCAAAGCAAUCCAAAAGCCCAAGAAUUGUCUCAUAACAAAUAAAGUAUUUGGAUUAUGCCUUCUUCAUCUAGUCACUCCUGGAUUGUAAUGGCGAGAGAGCUCAGAACUGCCUCCUCCGCUCCCUCCUCCCCCGCUGACAUCUGCGGAUGCUUUCUGAACUGUUGGCCUGUUGAUAACAUCAAGGACAAUGGCCUCUGCAGAGUGUUCAUGGAGAUAUAAACACCAAAAUAGACACACAUAAAUGAUGCUCACAACAACAGAUGAAUUUACACGCGACUAGUCUCAAAUGUUUUACAUUUCUGCUUUUAUAUGUCUCAUCUUAUUUGUGUUUACUUGUGCAAGAGGGUUUUUUUGUGAGAUAUCUCACACUGUACCAGAAUAGGUGGUGUUUUAUAGGUCUUUUUUUCUUUCCUCAUCUCCCCUAUUGUGACAUCUAUCUUUCCACAGAUUUAAGGGCAGCACCCUCUGGGCACUAUGUUAACAGUGUCCUUGGCAUUAUGGCCUUAGUAACCCCCCCUCCCCCCUCCGAAAUGUUUGAUGUAUGUGAUGGCGAUUGUACUGAAACAGCAAUUUCCUUCUGGGAUUAUUAAAGUAUUUCUGAUUCUGAUCAGAGAAAUGUAUUCAGUUAAAUUUCUCCCCUGUUCUGAAGGAUCCCCUGCUGCUGCCUUUUUAUUUUCCGGGCUUAAGGAAGGGGGAGAAAUACUUCAAUGUGACCUUUGACCUUACAAACUAGCAGCUUGGGUAUGCAUAACAACCUUUACAAUUGAGGAAUCAGUGAACAGCAAGAGUAUCAAUAGAUGGCUGGGUGCAUUUCAUCACAGAUAAGAUAGAGCUCGCAAAUUUAUGGUGAGGCUGUGUGGAUGGAAUUGUAAACAAUAAUACUUAAUUUCCAUCAUUACUAAAUGAAAAGACGGUGGUGAUGAAGUUCCAGCACUUUAUUGAGAAACAGAGCAGAGAUCACAUAGAUGGAAAGUAAAUCGCACCCCACGAUCCCGCUGCAGUCUGCCCCGUCUCUGCCAGUCUCGCUUUUCAGCUCCCCCUAAUACUGCACAGUGGCCUUGGCAAGAGAAGAAACAGAGACAGACUAUCCUAUACAAUAAUCAUUGCGUACAGUAUUUACCCAACAUUUGGUCUUGUAUUCAGCAAACAGUGGAUUUCAUAUGCAAGGC